GAGACAUCGUUUAGAGAUCUGGCCAUGACUUACAGAUCCAAAGAGUGUCUGUCACUCAAGUCGAUGGCUUAUCUCAACGCAGCCAUGGUUUUCACGUUUAGCGCCGCACCGUUUUUUAUCGGUUUAGCGAGUUUUGCCACUUUUGUACUCAUUUCACCCGACAAUAUACUCGACGCCAACAAAGCUUUUGUUUCGUUAUCUCUUUUUAAUAUAAUUCGCAUUCCGAUGGGAUUCUUGCCAUUAAUCUUAUCGAUGGGAGCGAUGUUCUUAGUGUCGAUGCAGAGGAUCGACAAAUACCUGAACGGCGAUGAAAUCGACGAAAAGGCCAUUUCCCACAACGAAAACAUCAAAUCUCCGGUCGUUAUCGAAAACGGAUCUUUCAGUUGGAGUAAAGGCGAGAGUCCUGUCCUCCGGAAUAUUACCUUUCAAUUGGGGAGAAAGCGUUUGGUGGCUGUCGUCGGGUCUGUCGGCUCCGGGAAGUCGUCCCUAUUGUCGGCUAUAUUAGGAGAUAUGGAGAAAGUGAAGGGAGAGGUCAAUACGAAUGGGAGAGUGGCUUAUGUGCCACAACAGGCGUGGAUUCAAAACGAGACACUCAGACAAAACAUAUUGUUUGCCCACAAAUACAACGAAAGCCAUUAUAAUCAGGUGUUAGAGUCGUGUGCAUUACAACAGGACAUGAAUAUUCUCGCGGCCGGAGAUAUGACCGAAAUCGGCGAAAAGGGUAUCAAUUUGUCCGGCGGUCAGAAGCAGAGGGUGUCGUUGGCUCGAGCCGUCUAUUCCAAUGCAGACAUCUAUUUAUUGGACGAUCCGCUCAGCGCUGUGGACGCACACGUGGGCCGACACCUGUUUGACAAAGUGAUUGGUCCCAAAGGUAUUCUUCACAAUAAGACCAGAAUUUUGGUCACACAUCGGGUAUCAGUUCUGCCAGAAGUGGACCAAAUCAUUGUUUUAAAGGACGGAUCCAUCUCUGAAUUCGGCACUUUCGAGGAAUUGGUGGCAAAUAAAGGAGAGUUCGCUGAAUUCGUGGCCGAAUAU
This is a messenger RNA of Medioppia subpectinata, 1035 nucleotides long. The record is from the annotation of a GenBank genome assembly. Lineage: Eukaryota; Metazoa; Arthropoda; Arachnida; Sarcoptiformes; Oppiidae.